Messenger RNA from Aquila chrysaetos chrysaetos, 1666 nucleotides. It is a transcript of the gene PGGT1B, whose product is annotated as protein geranylgeranyltransferase type I subunit beta. NCBI's taxonomy places the organism in Eukaryota, Metazoa, Chordata, Aves, Accipitriformes, Accipitridae. Gene Ontology annotation, biological process: protein geranylgeranylation. Gene Ontology annotation, cellular component: CAAX-protein geranylgeranyltransferase complex. Gene Ontology annotation, molecular function: CAAX-protein geranylgeranyltransferase activity. The record is from RefSeq and is a predicted model, not a curated record.
GGGCGUGGGCAGCGGCAAGAUGGAGGCGGCGGCGGCGGAGGAGCUGUCGUCCUCGGGGGAGGCGGAGCGGCUGGACUUCCUGCGGGAGCGGCACGUGCGCUUCUUCCAGCGCUGCCUGCAGCUCCUGCCCGAGCGCUACUCCUCGCUGGAGACCAGCAGGUUGACAAUUGCAUUUUUCGCGCUCUCUGGUCUGGAUAUGUUGGAUUCCUUAGAUGUGGUGAACAAAGAUGAUAUAAUAGAAUGGAUUUAUUCCCUGCAGGUCCUUCCCACAGAAGACAGCUCAAACUUGAAUCGCUGUGGAUUCAGAGGCUCUUCAUAUUUAGGGAUGCCAUUCAAUCCCUCCAAGGGUCCAGGUGUAUUUCAUCCCUAUGAUAGUGGGCACAUAGCAAUGACUUACACAGGUCUGUCAUGUCUGGUUAUUCUUGGAGAUGAUUUAAGUCGAGUAAACAAAGAUGCCAUACUGGCAGGACUGAGAGCUCUCCAGCUAGAGGAUGGAAGUUUCUGUGCAGUGCUCGAAGGAAGUGAGAAUGAUACGAGGUUUGUGUACUGUGCUUCCUGCAUCUGCUACAUGCUCGAUAACUGGUCAGGCAUGGAUAUGAAAAAAGUGAUAGACUAUAUUAGAAGAAGUAUGUCUUAUGAUAAUGGCCUGGCACAGGGAGCUGGACUGGAAUCUCAUGGUGGCUCUACAUUUUGUGGUAUUGCAUCGCUAUGUUUGAUGGGUAAACUGGAGGAAGUUUUUUCAGAAAAAGAACUGAACAGAAUAAGAAGAUGGUGUAUAAUGAGGCAACAGAAUGGCUACCAUGGACGACCCAACAAACCUGUAGACACUUGCUAUUCCUUUUGGGUGGGAGCAACAUUGAAGCUCUUGAAUAUAUUCGAAUAUACAAAUUUUGAGAAAAACCGAAAUUACAUCCUGUCAACUCAAGAUCGUCUUGUUGGUGGAUUUGCCAAGUGGCCAGAUAGCCAUCCAGAUGCUUUACAUGCCUACUUUGGGAUCUGUGGUUUGUCGUUAAUUGGAGAACCUGGUAUUUGCCAAGUUCAUCCCGCCCUGAAUGUAAGCACAAGAACCACAGAGCGCCUUCACCACCUUCAUCAGAUCUGGAACAAGGACUCUAAACAGUGUUCAGACAACACACACGUCUCUACAUGACUGAUUUAGACUUGAAUGUAGUUCUGGUAGCAUAAUUGUAGCCCAAGGUUAAAAGCCAUGUAUAACCAAUGUGCUCUUUUAAGUGCUGGAGUCAUACAAUCAGAUCUGUGUUGGUGGCAUCACUUUGAUAGGGAGUUGCCUUCAGCAGGUUAUUCUGCAUUGUGAAAAAAGGAAGUAUUUUGAUUAUAUAGAAGUUUGUCACCACAGACUGUAAGUGGCUCUUCAAAUGGCUUUACUUCUGAGAAUCCCUUGAGGCAUUUAAACUUCAUUUUUAUUUUAUUUUUUUAAAUUUGUGCAUACUGUGUCAAAAUAUAUAAUGGGGAAGUAUUUUCAAAAUCUGUUUACAUAUCAUACGGUAUAGCACAGAACCUUGGAGUUCUUUAUGACCUUAAUGUUUGACAUAUUUUUGGUAGAGAAUCUCCCAUUUUAAGUCUCGGUUAAAAGUUACCUUUUAUCGUCUACUUUCAGAUUCCAUAAACUUUGUUAAAAAAAAAAAAAAUAAAAUUUUAUUCAGUA